This is a messenger RNA of Penicillium argentinense, 2604 nucleotides long. RefSeq lists its product as uncharacterized. The record is from RefSeq and is a predicted model, not a curated record. Gene Ontology annotation, biological process: amino acid transmembrane transport. The annotation marks the transcript as partial. Gene Ontology annotation, cellular component: membrane. Gene Ontology annotation, molecular function: L-amino acid transmembrane transporter activity; acetyltransferase activity. Lineage: Eukaryota; Fungi; Ascomycota; Eurotiomycetes; Eurotiales; Aspergillaceae. The transcript has 7 exons.
UCGCUCGAACCCCGGUCAAAAGUAUACCGAAUCCAUCGCCGUCCACUAAGUACUAUGGCCACAAGUGAGACGCGACCGUUGCUAGACCCAGAAGAUCGCCAGAACUAUCUCCAACUCUCUGCCUCCACAGACCUGACCGAUGGGUUCCCCGAUAGCCUUCCGGGGGCGAGCCAUGGGAAAAGCCUCAGCUGGGCCAGCGCAUACAUCCUCGUGGUGUCCCGCGUAAUCGGGAGCGGCAUCUUCGCCACCCCCGGGUCCAUCGUCAAGUCCACCGGAAGCGUUGGCCUCACGUUAUUAGUCUGGUUUGUGGGAACCGUUCUAGCAGCCUGCGGUUUAUCCGUGUCGAUGGAGUAUGGGUGCAUGCUGCCUCGCUCGGGUGGGGACAAGGUGUACCUGGAGUAUACUUAUCCGCGACCGAAAUUUCUUGCGUCCACUUUGAUUGCAGUACAGGCAGUCGUACUAGGCUUCACGGCUAGCAACUGCAUUAUCUUCGCCAAGUAUACGCUUUUCGCAUUCAGAGUUGAGCCGACCGAUCUUCAUAACAAGCUGCUUGCUGCCGGUUUACUCACCCUGAUAACCAUUAUCCACGGAGUUUUUUUGCGGGCCGGAAUUGCGAUUCAGAACGCCCUCGGCUGGGUGAAAAUCUUCUUGAUCGGGGCUAUGUCACUGACGGGGAUGUGGGUGCUCCUGCUUCAAGUUUUCGGAAACUCUCACCAAGUUACACCCGGCACGGCUCCCCAUGCACUUUCUUCGUGGGGUGAUAUGUGGAAAGGCUCGAAUUGGAGCUGGAGUCUACUCUCCACAUCUCUGUUCAAGGUUUUCUAUUCCUACGCGGGCCUUAACAACAUCAACAAUGUGCUGAACGAAGUACAUAAUCCCGUUCAAACAAUCAAAACGGUGUGCCCGACGGCGCUUGUCACAGCAGGUGGUCUUUACUUGUUAGCCAAUCUGUCUUACCUCCUAGUCAUUCCCUUCGAAGAAAUCAAAGAGAGUGGGGAGCUUGUCGGAGCGCUACUCUUUGAGCGUCUUUUUGGCGACAACAUUGGAAGAAUUCUUUUCCCGCUUGCCAUUGCCAUCUCUGCUGCUGGCAACGUGAUGGUAGUAACAUAUGCACUUGCUCGAGUCAACCAAGAAAUAGCACGACAAGGGUUCUUACCAUGGCAGAAGCUUCUUUCGUCCUCUCGUCCAUGGGACACGCCUCUGGGAGGACUCAUUGUUCAUUACAUCCCAUCCAUGUUGGUCAUCACUCUGCCCCCGCAGCAAGAUGUCUAUAAUUUCAUUCUAGAUGUGGAGGCAUACCCCGGGCAAUUAUUUGCUCUAGCUGUCACGGUCGGUCUUUUGAUAGUACGAUACAAAGAGCCAAAUCGUCUUCGACCGUUUAAGGCAUGGCUUCCAGCUGUCUGGUUGCGUGUUAUAGUUUGUCUGGCACUGCUGGCAGCGCCUUUCGUCCCGCCUCCGAACUGGCAGGGUGAUGUUGACUUUUUCUAUGCAACAUAUGCGAUCGUGGGCAUUGCAGUAAUCGUAUUUGCUGUUCUCUAUUGGUAUAUGUGGACAGUACUAUUACCUCAGUGGGGAGGAUACAAGUUGGAAGAGUCUGCAGAAAUUUUGGACGAUGGAAUCAGCAUUACACGACUUGUACAACCGCACAUCUCUCGCCAUGGCCCCGCCUACGUAUACCGAAGAACAACUGGAAACGUACCUCCGGCGUAUUGGGUACCCCCCAAUCCAACACAGAACACUCUCAUCGAAGCUGCCCGUCAGAACAUUAAUAAAGAUGCACUUGCAGCUUUAUCUGAAAUACAGAAGAGACAUCUUGCGUCCAUCCCGUGGGGAAAUUCGGGGUUGCAUUACUCGCAGCACCACACUAUCUCCCUGAACCCAGACACAUUGUUCGAGAAGAUGGUUGAACGACGCCUCGAUGGUUACUGCAUGGAAAAUACCGGGCUCUUUUUCAUUGUGCUGCGAUCCUUGAGCUAUUUUAUCUAUGCCACUGGUGGCAGGGUCAGCCCGGCUGCGUCCACUGGGAAGGAUCCUGGAUUCUUUUCGCCAUUGGGACACAUGGUUCUUAUCGUGAUCAUUGACGGAGCCAAGUAUAUGGUCGAUGUUGGAUUUGGCAAUAAUUGCGCGACCGCACCAUUGCCUCUACAAGAUGGCGCUACGGCUACAUCGAUUGCGCCCUCGAAGAUGCGCCUCAUCAGGGAUACUAUUCCGGAGUAUACGGACAAGAGCCAGAAGCUCUGGAUUUACCAAACAAAAUACACCGCCGAAAGCGAGUGGCUGCCGAUGAUCUGCUUCUCAGACGUCGAGUUCUUGCCUCAAGACUUUGAAGUUAUGAACUUUGCCGUCAGUCAAAAGCGGACCAGUUGGUUUACGAAGAUCUUUGUGUGCAUGCGGAUGCUCCUGGACGAGGACGGGCAAGAGGUGAUUGGGCAGUUGAUCAUGGCUGAAAAGGAGCUGAAGAGACGAGUGCACGGCCAGACGGAGAUAUUGCAAGUCUUCAACAGCGAGGAAGAUCGCGUCGAGGCGCUUGCCAAAAAUUUUGACAUGCACCUCCGUAACAGCGAGGCCCAGGGGAUUCGAGGUUUAACCUCGGAGAUCAAAUAA